AUGUUUACUUCAAUUAAUCGUACUGUAUUCGAGAUUCCAUUAACUUGGGAUCGAGCACAUUUUGAAGCAUCACGUAAUAAAUGUCGACAAGCUCGAAAAUUAGUCGAAAGUAGUAUCAAUGCACAAUUUAAUAAACAACUUAGAGAAGUUUUUCUUCAAAAACUUGAUAUUGAAAAAAAUAUUAAUGAAAGUCAAGAACAUUUAGGAAAUCAUGAAAAAAAAAUGCGUGUACUUGAUAAUUUAACUGAUGUAGCAUCAGAAUCAUUGACUGAUUAUUUCGAUAAGCGUAUGGAAAAUGUUCGUAUUGUUAUACAAGAGCAUUGUAAUGCUAUACAACAAAUUCUUAGUGAAGAAAAUGAGCAUUGGAAAGAAAUUCAUACCGCUAUAGAUCAAAAUCUAAUUACUUCGGAUGAUAUUCACCCACGUAAUAAUAUUGAUCAUGAAAUUCCAUUAGCAAAUAUUCAUACUAUUAAUGAAGUAGAUGAAGAAGAAGGAGAACAUACAUGUAAACUAUUAAAUAAUAAAACGGUUACACCAUUAUUAACACAAAUGAUUCGAAAAUCUCGAUUACAGUCAAAUCGUCGUUCAACAACCGGACCUAAUCUUUAUACAUCAACUGAAAAAUUAAUUCCAAGCAAAGAAGAACGAUUUAGCGUUAUCUUACCGUUAACUUCAGCUCGUCGAACACUUCGAGUUAUUGAUACAACAUUUGUUAUUAAAAUUGAAGAAUCAAAAACUAUUGAAUCAAAUGAAUCACUUCAUGAUGAAGUUGUAACACUUGAAUCGCAUCAUGAUGAUAUUCUACCAAAUGAAUCGCAUCAUGAUGAAGUUGUACCAAAUGAAUCAUAUCAUGAUGAAGUUAUGCCAAUUGAGUCGAUACCAACAAUAAAUGUUGAAAUAACACCAAGUUAUUCACAACCAAAACCACCAGCUCGAUUAUACUUUUCACCCACACUUCUUCAAGAUCAUGAAGAAUCAGAACCAAUUCAAACUGUUCUCUCAAAUAUAGAUCAGAAUCAAACAAAUAUCGAAAAACCAAAACUUGUAUCUCGUCGAUUUGGUCAAACAUUUUUACUCGAUAAUGUUAAAACUGAAGAUAUUAGUAAAGAUGAAGAUAGAGAAAAUUUACGACCGAGAAUAUCUGAUGAAAUACCAAUGAUUAUUCCUUCAAAUCCAUCAAUAAUAAUGCAAAAACAAUGUUUAGAUGAAUCUCAUCAUGUAGAAAAUUCUGAUCAAAAGAAACCAAUGGUUCAUUCAAAACGACCAACACGUACUAAACGAACAAAAGUUGAAACAGAACCAAUUCAUUUAACACGACGUAUAACAAAAAAACAAAAUCAAAUCGAUACAAAUCAAAGACAAACUCGAAAACGUAAAAAAUCAAUAGCUGAUGAUGGAAAUGAUAAUACCGUUGUUUUGCGUAAGAAAAAACCUGUUCCAUCUCCAGCAAAAACUAAUACAAAAAAAAAAAGAGUUAAAAAGACAAAAGAAGUUCCUAUUCGUGAACCAUCACCAUUACCUAUCAUCGAUCGAUCAAAACAUUAUUCUACUCGUUUUUCAACACGUAAAAUUUCAAAAAACGAAUUUCUUUAG
Rotaria sp. Silwood2 is the source of this 1593-nucleotide messenger RNA. The record is from the annotation of a GenBank genome assembly. NCBI's taxonomy places the organism in Eukaryota, Metazoa, Rotifera, Eurotatoria, Philodinida, Philodinidae.